This is a messenger RNA of Scomber scombrus (Atlantic mackerel), 2035 nucleotides long. RefSeq names its product archaemetzincin-2 (gene amz2). NCBI's taxonomy places the organism in Eukaryota, Metazoa, Chordata, Actinopteri, Scombriformes, Scombridae. The record is from RefSeq and is a predicted model, not a curated record. Gene Ontology annotation, molecular function: metallopeptidase activity. Gene Ontology annotation, biological process: proteolysis.
UAAGACAGCUCAUUUUUAUCUUCUUUCCCCAUGAAUUAGCUGAGUAAUGUAUCGUAAAGAUGGAACGCUGAUAUGAUGUCGAGAAUCGGCUUUUCCAUUGUCGAGUGGAAGUGUUGCAACGUGUUGUUUGCUGAUUAGACUUUUAGAAAUCGUUAAUAACCUUCAUGUGAAGUGCUGUAUCUGCUGCGUGUGCACAGGCAGGUUUGAACUACAUCUCUGCACUCUAUGCAUAUGUUUGGUGCUUUGGACAUUGAGUCCACUUUAAUUUAGCUGUAUGUUCUCAUAUUCAUAUGCUGAUUGUUUUAUAUCCUUAAACUAGGGCUGCCACAAUUAUUUUCAUGACAGAUUGAUAUGCUGAUUAUUUUCUCGUUUAAUCGAUCUAAUGUUUCCCCUAAAACAUUGUGAAUUUUUUUCGUAUUAAAAAUUCACACAGUCAAGGUUGACUAGAGCCUAACUAAUAUAUUGGUCAACUGACAUUAACAGCAGAUAUUGGCCUAUCACAGAUAUAUUUGUAUCAGUGUAUUGUCCAAUGUGUGCCAAUAUAUUUAUUAUUUUUUAAAGUUACUUAGGCAGUAUUUUAUGUAUAUUUGACAUUUUAAACUCCCUAUAAUGCUAUAGCCCAUGAUAAAUAAUUGUGUCUACUCUCUUGCUGUUUUAUACCUUGAAUGUGUUACAACUUAUACUUCAUUAAAAACUUUGACUUAUGCAUUUCAACCCAAUAUGUAGCGUAUUAAGUGUCCAAUAUACAUUUUAGUUUGCUGGCACCCCCCUUUGUGGCUGUGUAUAAUAUAAUACCAGGACACAUUUUAGUCUUUAGAAUCCAAUUUUCACUGCUACACCUCUUUUAAAUGUAGUUUUUCAUAAUCAUCCAAAGGUUAUAGGGUCAGGUACCCAACACUGCAGCAGAGAACACAAUGAAAAAGAAUGAUCUCUGUAAAAUAUUAAAGUUCAUCUGUAGCCAAGUUAAUACUGCAGAUCUCUCCUACAGAUGAAGGUGAUACAGCACUCUGUGGAGACACUGAAAACUGCUUUGGUCUCUAAUAAUCAGGACUUGGCUAAACUUUACAGUAAAUACACAAAAGAAGAACAGCGUCUUCUGGAGGAGGGAUUCCACCCAGGGCAGCCUGGUUCCCUUUUCCAGCCGAUCACAGUGCAUUCUGACUCAGACUGGAUCCCCGCUCACCCCGAGGAGCCUCAAGACUUCGGGAACUUCUACAGAGACCCUUACCGCAAGACACCCAAUGCUAGCCACAAUACAAUUUACAUUCAGACCAUAAGUUCCUUUGGAGAGGUAGGUGCCCACACAGACCAGUAUGUGGAGUGGCUCAGAGAAUAUUCGGUUACUGUUGCUGAAACAGGGUGCUCUUUCAGGGUUAACAGUAACUCGCACAACCUUCAGAUCCUCACUGGUGACCUGCUACGAUUUCUGGGGAACAGGAAACCAAAAGAUGCUUUUUGUAUUGUUGGAAUCACAAGGAUUGACCUCUACCCCAAAGACUCCUGGAAUUUUGUCUUUGGACAGGCUUCUCUCAGUAUGGGAAUGGGUGUCUUCAGCUUUGCCAGGUAUGAUGACAAUUUCUACACCAGAAGUUAUGCUGGGAGGCUGAAGAAACGGCUUCAAAAGCAAGGGGACUAUUCUGUGUUUGACGGAUAUUACACUCCCCCCAUCACCAGUACCCUGCUGCUUCGGUCCUGCAAGACCAUGACCCACGAGAUUGGCCACAUGUUCGGAAUAAAGCAUUGCCAGUGGCUGAACUGUGUCAUGCAGGGCUCCAACCACCUGGAGGAGUCUGAUCGUAGGCCCCUUGACUUCUGUCCCAUCUGCCUUCGAAAGCUGCAUGUCUCAAUUGGCUUUCAAAUAACCCAAAGAUACAAGGCCUUACUGCACUGGAUGAAGGAAGAUCAGAGUCAAAAAUCCACUCAGGAGGAGGCUUCUGCCUGUCAGUCUGCACUCCACUUUCCCAAACCCACUGAAGCCUUUCAUACAUCCAAACUGUGGCUCCGCAGGUGCCUGGACAUACUGGGAGAAAAAUGA